UUAGUGGGAGUCGGAGUCGGAGCAAGAGUUCCCACCAUAGCAAAAGUCGGAGCAAGAGUCCCCGCCGUAAGAAAUGAGGGCCAGAGCAAGAGUUCUGACCAGAACAAAAAAUCUAGACCGGAGCAAAAGUCAUAGACAGUAAUAAGACUGCGAGCCAUAGCGAGGAUCCCAGCCAUGACAACCAGUACCAACUUGUGAACUCCUCACCUGAAAUCUCAUUUUCCUUUUAAUCCACCUGUGUUUUUCAUGCCCAACUCAUGUACUUCUCUGCAACCCCUACAAGCAGUUACCAAUUCAGGUCAUACCUCAUGAGUUCUCCUCAUCCUACCUUCCUGGGAUUUGGAAACUCUCCCAAAAUGACCCUCAGCCCUACGAUCCUGAGCAUUAUGGUGCAUGCCUUAGGCUGCCACAGAGCCCAAAUUCCCUGCCACCCGACUGGCUCUGCAGAAUUUUGACAUGACCUACAGUGUGCAGUUUGGGGAUCUUUGGCCAUCGAUCCGGGUCAGUCUCCUCUCAGAGCAGAAAUAUGGUGCAUUGGUCAAUAACUUUGCUUCUUGGGAUCAUGUGAUUGCUGAGCUGGAGCAGCUGAGUGCCAGGGACUUUGUGAAUGAAGCCAUCUCCCACUGGGAACUAGAGCCUGAGAGUAACCAAACUGCAGCAUCAGCCCCCAGUUCCUGGGCCUGCAGUCCAAACCUUCGAUGCUUCACUUUUGCUAGAGGAGAUGUCAGCCGCUUCCCUCCUGCAAGGCUCAGCAGCCUGGGUAUCCUGAACUACUACCUGAUGGAUGCCGCCUCCUUGCUGCCUGUCCUGGCCCUUGGCCUGCAGCCCGGGGACACUGUGCUUGACCUGUGUGCAGCCCCUGGGGGAAAGACACUAGCAUUGCUUCAGACUGGUUGUUGCCGCAAUCUCGCUGCCAAUGAUCUGUCCACUUCUCGAACAGGCAGACUACAGAAUGUGCUAAAGAGCUAUGUGCCUCAAGAUAUCAGGGAUGGGAAUCGAGUUCGAGUCACCUCAUGGGAUGGCAGAAAGUGGGGAGAACUGGAGGGGGACACCUAUGACCGGGUGCUGGUGGAUGUGCCCUGUACCACAGAUCGCCACUCUCUUUAUGAGGAGGAGAACAACAUCUUUCAGCGGUCGAGGAAGAAGGAGAGGCAGAUGUUGCCUAUGCUGCAAGUGCAGCUUCUUGCGGCUGGACUCCUUGCCACCAAACCAGGAGGCCAUGUCGUCUAUUCCACCUGCUCACUCUCACACUUACAAAAUGAGUAUGUGGUGCAAGGCACAAUCGAGCUUCUGGCCAAUCAGUACAGCAUUGAGGUUCGGGUGGAAGACCUGACUCACUUCCGAAAACUCUUCGGGGACACAUUCUCUUUUUUUCCAGCCUGCCAGAUGGGGGAGUUGGUAAUCCCAAACCUCCUUGCCAAUUUUGGGCCUAUGUACUUCUGCAAAAUGCGUAGGCUGACAUAGCAUCACCCUGUCCCUGAAGCCCUGGUGUGGGAAGACAAACAGUGUACUCUGUUGGAGGUACUGGAAACUGAGACCAGUGGCGGAGAUGUACUCUGGGUCCUAUUUCCAUCAAGUUUUCUGCAGUUUUUGACAGGAGGAGGAAGGAGUUUUUCAGUCCUGCUUUCCCAUUGUGGCACCUCAGGAGAUUUCUCACCCAUCCAUGGCUUCCCACCUGGGUCCAAGCCUAUGCUAGAAGUUCUUGCCCCACUAGGGGCUUAAGAGGAGGAGCCAGUGAGCAGGUUUACACCUUAAACUAUAGUCUUGGGAGAAACAUGUAGUCAAUAAAAUUGUUGAAGCUCCACAGAGCUGGGGCUACAGUUGGGGGCCUCAUGUCAGUCCAGCUGGGUAUUGUUGGUUCCAUUUGUCAUAGCAGUUGCCGCUGAGCACUACCUCCUAGGGAUAGCUGCCCAAAGCUCCAGGAUCUCAGCCUGGCUAAAGAGUCCCCUUACACCAGACGUGAGCUCCACUGGAUCAGUCUUGAGCAGCCUGAGAGCCCAAACAAGCCUGCCUCCAUAUGGCAUUAUGAACAAGUUUAAGAAGCAAGUAACUAAAAAUGUUAAGCCAAUGCAUAAUAAUCUGCCUACUGACUCACAUUAAGGAAGCUCUCCUGAGCUAAAUAAUUCCGGCUGUUCCUCCUGCUGUCACUAAGCCCUGUUUCUGCCACAAUACUGUAAUACUCCUUAUAUAUUUCUUCCCUUGUUAAUUUAUCUAACAAGUAUUCCUUGAGCUCCUGUAUGACAGGUAGCUAUGGAGCUGCUGGAGAUGUAGCAGCUGGGAUUGUGGGAGGUAUCCAGGCCUCCUUAUUUAGAACGGCAGCUCUCCUCCUCCUGCUCAUCUGAGCACCUAGGAACCUCCUAAGGUCUUUUUUGUUUUAUUUUUUUGUUAUAUUUUGUUUUUUCUGUUGUUGUUGUUCCUGAGCUCUGGUGCCAGUUUUUUUGGUCCACUUCCAAAUCUCUCAGAGCUCUUCCUCUAGCAAAACAGAGACACACCUUAUACAGCAUGUAUUUAGGGGCAGUGUUACAUCAUUUACUUACUGCAUGCUAGCUGUUGUAAUUUUAGCCAAAAGAUGGUACUCCUUUAGUGGCAGGGAUAUUAAAAAACUUUUUGGUCGCUUGCAGAUAUUGCUUUUUUUAUUUUUUUAAAAAAAGUGUGUU
Messenger RNA from Choloepus didactylus (southern two-toed sloth), 2657 nucleotides. It is a transcript of the gene NSUN4, whose product is annotated as NOP2/Sun RNA methyltransferase 4. The transcript has 6 exons. Gene Ontology annotation, molecular function: methyltransferase activity. Lineage: Eukaryota; Metazoa; Chordata; Mammalia; Pilosa; Megalonychidae. Gene Ontology annotation, cellular component: mitochondrial large ribosomal subunit. The record is from RefSeq and is a predicted model, not a curated record. Gene Ontology annotation, biological process: rRNA methylation. Bases 457 to 1464 code for a protein of 335 amino acids.